AUGACAACUAGUACAAAUAAACAAAUGUCUGAUGAUGGCCUUGCUGAAGAGGCAUCCGCGGCUGCCGACGACCUGAAGAGCAGCACAUGUCACGAGAAGGCUGCGAAGACUGCCAACGUCAUGGAGUGCAGAGGACCAGAAGAGAAUUCCACUGGGGAUGCCAGUCAAUUGGAAGGAAGUGAAUCAGGAAGUGAACCAGAUGAGAAGAUUGAUCUCGCUGCCAGUGUAGUAGCAGGCAGUGGUGGAACUGAGAAUUGCACUGAGGAUGGCAGUGUAUUGGAAGGAAGUGAACCAGGUAAGGUGAUUGAUCUCGCUGCCAUUGUAGUAGUGGGCAGUGGUGGAACAGAGAACUGCACCGAGGAUGGCAUUGUAUUGGAAGAAAGUGAACCAGGUAAGGUGAUUGAUCUCGCUGCCAGUGUAGUAGUGGGCAGUGGUGGAACAGAGAAUUGCACUGAGGAUGGCAGUGUAUUGGAAGGAAGUGAACCAGAUGAGGAGAUUGAUCUCGCUGAAAGGAUACUGGAGGGCAGUGAUCGAACACAGAAUUGCACUGAGGAUGGCAGUGUACUGGAAGGAAGUGAACCAGAUGAGGAGAUUGAUCUCGCUGCCAGCGUAGUAGUAGGUGUGGUCGGACAGAGCAUUGCCCUUACGAUGGCAGUUGUAUUGGAGGGAAGUGAACCAGUGAAGGUGAUUGAUCUCGCUGCCAGUGUAGUAGCAGGCAGUGCUCGAACAGAGAAUAGCACUGAGAAUGGCAGUGUAUUGGAAGUAAGUGUACCAGAUCAGGAGAUUGAUCUCGCUGCCAGUGUAGUAGCAGGCAGUGGUCGAACAGAGAAUUGCACUGAGGAUGGCAGUGUAUUGGAAGGAAGUGAACCAGAUGAGGAGAUUGAUCUCGCUGAAAGGGUAGUGGAGGGCAGUGAUCGAACACAGAAUUGCACUGAGGAUGGCAGUGUACUGGAAGGAAGUGAACCAGAUGAGGAGAUUGAUCUCGCUGCCAGUGUAGUAGCAGGCAGUGGUCGAACAGAGAAUUGCAGUGAGGAUGGCAGUGUAUUGGAAGGAAGUGAACCAGUUAAGGUGAUUGAUCUCGCUGCCAGUGUAGUAGCAGGCAGUGCUCGAACAGAGAAUAGCACUGAGAAUGGCAGUGUAUUGGAAGUAAGUGUACCAGAUGAGGAGAUUGAUCUCGCUGCCAGUGUAGUAGCAGGCAGUGGUCGAACAGAGAAUUGCAGUGAGGAUGGCAGUGUAUUGGAAGGAAGUGAACCAGUUAAGGUGAUUGAUCUCGCUGCCAGUGUAGUAGCAGGCAGUGCUCGAACAGAGAAUAGCACUGAGAAUGGCAGUGUAUUGGAAGUAAGUGUACCAGAUGAGGAGAUUGAUCUCGCUGCCAGUGUAGUAGCAGGCAGUGGUCGAACAGAGAAUUGCACUGAGGACGGCAGUGUAUUGGAAGGAAGUGAACCAGAUGAGGAGAUUGAUCUCGCUGAAAGGGUAGUGGAGGGCAGUGAUCGAACACAGAAUUGCACUGAGGAUGGCAGUGUACUGGAAGGAAGUGAACCAGAUGAGGAGAUUGAUCUCGCUGCCAGUGUAGUAGCAGGCAGUGGUCGAACAGAGGAUUGCACUGAGGACGGCAGAGUAUUGGAAGGAAGUGAACCAGUUAAGGUGAUGGAUCUCGGUGCCAUUGUAGUAGCACGCAGUGGUCGAACAGAGAAAUGCACCGAGGAUGGCAGUGUAUUGGAAGGAAGUGAACCAGGUAAGGUGAUUGAUCUCGCUGCCAUUGUAGUAGUGGGCAGUGGUGGAACAGAGAAUUGCACUGAGGAUGGCAGUGUAUUGGAAGGCAGUGAACCAGAUGAGGAGAAAGGAUAG
Messenger RNA from Schistocerca serialis cubense, 1848 nucleotides. RefSeq lists its product as uncharacterized. The transcript has 4 exons. The record is from RefSeq and is a predicted model, not a curated record. Bases 1 to 1848 code for a protein of 615 amino acids. Lineage: Eukaryota; Metazoa; Arthropoda; Insecta; Orthoptera; Acrididae.